Mycena indigotica is the source of this 1494-nucleotide messenger RNA. RefSeq lists its product as uncharacterized. The record is from RefSeq and is a predicted model, not a curated record. The transcript is spliced from 2 exons. Lineage: Eukaryota; Fungi; Basidiomycota; Agaricomycetes; Agaricales; Mycenaceae. The coding region runs from base 1 to 1494 and encodes 497 amino acids.
AUGUCCUACUCUGGUGUAUUUGGCCUCGGUUACUACCCAGCAUAUCGCUUCGUCUCUCUUCCUCUCCUCAAUGUCCAGGCCGAGGCAUCCAUUAAAGAGCUUGCUGCCCAAGUAAAGCUCACUCAAACCUACGCCAAUGACGCAAACGUGCCUAUCGAGGCGUCAUACACCUUCCCCAUUCCCUCUCGAGCAGCAGUAUGCAGCUUUGUUAUGAUCAAACAAGAUGGAACUCGGGUUGUUGGAAUUGUAAAGGAGAAGCAAGAGGCUCGGGAGACUUACCAAACUGCCGUCGCAGCUGGCCAUCAGGCGUCACUCUUGGAGCAGCAGACUCCGGAUGUAUUUCAGGUGUCGGUCGGCAAUAUCGCAUCAAACGAACAAGUUCAGAUUGAGCUCAUUUACGCGACAGAGCUUGCUGAAGACGAAGAGAGCGAUUCGAUUCGAUUCCAUCUCCCAGUCCACAUCGGUGCUCGUUAUGGUCAUGCCCCUACUUCCCCUCACACUUUCUCCUUCCGCAACUUCUUCGUCAAGGCCAAAUCCUCUCCUCCGUUCCUGACUGUCGCAUUGAAUGUCGAAGCUCGAGCGCCGAUCGCUAAGAUUGGCUCUCCUUCCCACACUGUCUCGACAGAACUGGGCCCCGAUCCAAAGCUCCCCAAUUUUAAGGAGUUGCCGUUCUCGAACUAUGCCCGCAUCUCGCUGUCGUCAGAGUCGAUGCUGGACAAGGACUUCGUGCUUACGGUAAAAUCAGCUGGCCUUGAUGCCCCUCGUUGUGUUGCCGAGUUGCAUCCCACAGACAAUACUGUCGCAAUGGCGCUGACUCUUGUCCCGCGCUUCAAACUCCCCGAUAUUUCGCGCCAAGAGUUUGUACUUCUGGUGGACCGCAGUGGUUCGAUGGACGGAAAACGGAUUCAGGCCGCAAAAAGAGCAAUGGUCGUGAUGCUUCGUUCAAUCCCACACAAAGACUCGCUCUUCCAAAUCAUGUCAUUCGGGUCUCAUUGUAGCUCCCUCUGGCCACAGGGCAGCAAAACAUAUAAUCAAGAAACCCUUGAACAGGCGACGAAACAUGUUGACUCGAUGAAUGCGGACUUUGGGGGAACGGAAAUCCGGAACGCGUUGGCGCAGUGUUUCCGCGAUCGCAAAAAGGACCGCCCGUUGAGCGUUCUGAUGUUGACAGACGGCGAAGCUUGGGAUUUGGACGGAGUGUUGGCUGAGUGUAAAAGCGCUGUCGAAGGCGCACCGAAAAAUGCAUAUAUUCGUCUUUCCGUUCUUGGCAUCGGCAACUCGGUUUCAACUGCUAUGUGUGAGGGUAUUGCGCGGAUUGGAAACGGGACGUGCAUGAUCGUGGGUGAAAAUGAGACAAACUUUACGGGCAAAAUAUCCCGAAUGCUCAAAGCGGCCAAAUCGCCACCUAUCUCGGAUAUCAUUGUUGAUUGGGGACAAUCAACUUCAACAAAUUUCACGUCGUCCUCCGCUGAUGACGAUUUUGAGGAGUUUUGA